This is a messenger RNA of Miscanthus lutarioriparius, 1137 nucleotides long. The record is from the annotation of a GenBank genome assembly. NCBI's taxonomy places the organism in Eukaryota, Viridiplantae, Streptophyta, Magnoliopsida, Poales, Poaceae.
AUGGGUGGUGCAUACUUUCCACCGGAUGAUAAGUAUGGAAGACCAGGGUUCAAGACUGUAUUGAGGAAGGUCAAGGAAGCCUGGGAAACUAAACGUGAAGCGCUUGAGCGGUCGGGAAAUCUUGUUAUCGAACAAUUAAGGGAUGCAUUAUCUGCUAAGGCUAGCUCUCAAGAUGUGCCAAAUGAUCUAGCAGUUGUAUCUGUUGAUCAAUGUGUCGAACAGUUAGCGAGCAGGUACGAUCCAAAAUUUGGUGGAUUUGGCUCUGCUCCCAAGUUUCCAAGACCUGUUGAAGAUUAUAUAAUGCUCUAUAAAUUUCGCAAACACAUGGAGGCUGGGAAGGAGAGUGAAGCCUUGAACAUAAAGAAGAUGGUGACUCACACAUUGGACUGUAUGGCAAGAGGUGGAGUUCAUGACCACGUAGGUGGUGGUUUUCACAGAUAUAGUGUGGACGAGUGCUGGCACCUUCCACAUUUUGAGAAGAUGUUGUACGAUCAGGGACAGAUAGUAAAUGUAUACCUGGAUACAUUUCUGAUUACGGGAGACGAGUAUUAUUCUAUAGUUGCACAUGACAUACUAGAUUACUUGAGGAGAGACAUGAUAGUAAAAGAAGGUGAAAUUUUCUCAGCAGAAGAUGCUGACAGUGCAGAAUAUGAAGGCGCUUCAAGAAAAAAGGAGGGGGCCUUUUAUGUGCGGACCAGUAAAGAGAUCGAAGACACACUUGGGGAGAAUGCAGAGCUAUUCAAGAACCAUUACUAUGUUAAAUCAUCCGGCAAUUGUGAUCUUUCACCGAUGAGCGAUCCUCACAAUGAGUUCAGUUCAAUAUCUGCUUUUGCAAGGGCUUCACAAAUUCUGAAGUCAGGACCAUCUGGAAAUAUAUUCAAUUUCCCUGUAACUGGCUGCAAUCCAGUUGAAUAUCUUGAAGUUGCAGAAAAUGCGGCUAACUUUAUAAAGGAAAAACUUUAUGAUGCAAGCUCAAAGAGGCUGCAUCAUAGCUAUCGCAAUGGGCCAUCGAAAGCACCAGGAUUUUUAGAUGAUUAUGCUUUUCUAAUCAGUGGCUUGCUGGAUCUCUACGAGUUUGGUGGAAAGAUAGAGUGGCUUUUGUGGGCUGUCCAACUGCAAGUCACUCAGGCAAGUUAA